AAAUCGGGUUUGGAUCUGCGGAACAUACUAUGUAAUUAGCGUGAAACCGGGUUUGGAUCUGCUCCAGUCUUCGUAUGCCUCAAACCGCCGUGUCCAAAACUCGACGAACAAUCAGGUUCUGUUCUUAGUUCUCUAUCUAGUUAUUCAGUUUACUUAUUGGUUAUUACAGUCCGGGUUCGGUUUAUUACGGUUUGAUUUGGGUUAGCGAAUUGUGUUCGAAAUAUAGGUUCGGUUCAUAACUCACAGAAACGGUUCAGUUAAUCAUAAAAAAGUUCGGUUCAGUUUUCGGUCAACAAUAUAAACCCGUCCAAGGAUCCUGGAGUGAGCGACUGAAUUGUUGAAUUUGAGUUUUCAUCGUAGAAUCAAAGCAAGCACAGAAAGAAUAUAUAAAAAAGAAGCACCCUCGCAAUUUUCCACUACAACACAACAACCCUUCCUUGUAACUCACACACGAUGAGGCUCUUGACGGUAGCUACUUGCAAUCUCAACCAAUGGGCUAUGGAAUUCGAUUCCAACCUUAAACAAAUCAAAGACUCCAUUUCCAAAGCCAAACAAGCCGGCGCCGUCAUUCGACUUGGACCGGAGCUAGAGAUUCCCGGUUAUGGCUGUGAAGACCAUUUCUUAGAACUCGACACCAUUAACCACUCAUGGGAAUGUUUGAAAGAUAUAUUGGUUGGUGAUUGGACUGAUAACAUAGUGUGUAGUAUUGGAAUGCCUAUUAUCAAAGGUUCUGAGAGGUAUAAUUGUCAAGUUUUGUGUUUCAAUCGAAAGAUUAUUAUGAUAAGACCCAAAAUGUGGCUUGCAAAUGAUGGUAAUUAUAGAGAACUUCGAUGGUUUACUGCUUGGAAACAGAGGGAUCAAGUUGUGGAUUUUCAGCUUCCUGAUCAUAUUUCUGAGGCAAUAGGCCAAAAUUCAGUUCCCUUUGGUUAUGGUUUCGUUAAGUUUCGAGACACAGCUAUUGCAGCUGAAGUUUGUGAAGAGCUUUUUACUCCAUCACCCCCUCAUGCUGAGCUUGCAUUAAAUGGGGUUGAAGUGUUUAUGAAUGCAAGUGGAAGUCACCACCAACUUAGAAAGCUUGAUGUUCGUCUCCGUGCUUUUAUAGGUGCCACUCAUACUCGUGGAGGGGUCUAUAUGUACAGUAAUCACCAAGGCUGUGAUGGUGGCCGCCUUUAUUAUGAUGGAUGUGCCAGUGUUGUGGUAAAUGGUGAUGUCGUUGCUCAAGGUUCCCAAUUUUCUUUAAAUGACAUUGAGCUUGUGGUUGCUUCGAUAGAUCUAGAUGUGGUUGCAAGCCUUAGAGGAUCUUUAAGCAGCUUCCAAGAGCAAGCAAGUUGUAAAGCCAAUGUUCCUUCGGUAGAUGUACCAUACAGUCUUUGUCUUCCUUUUGACCUUAAAAUACACCUUUCCGUUCCUCUUAAGAUAAAAUAUCACUCUCCUGAGGAGGAAAUAGCAUUUGGACCUGGUUGCUGGUUAUGGGACUACUUACGAAGAAGUGGAGCAUCUGGUUUUCUGCUCCCGCUUUCUGGUGGAGCAGACAGUUCCUCUGUUGCUGCGAUUGUUGGGUGUAUGUGCCAGCUUGUUGUGAAAGAAAUUGCAAAUGGAGAUGAACAGGUUAAAGCUGAUGCAAUACGAAUAGGAAACUAUAAAGAUGGACAGUACCCUACAAACAGCAGAGAAUUUGCUAAACGAAUAUUUUAUACAGUGUUUAUGGGAUCUGAAAACAGUUCGGAAAUGACAAAGUCACGAGCCAAGGUACUGGCAGAUGAAAUUGGUUCAUGGCACCUUGAUGUUAGCAUCGAUGGAGUUGUAUCUGCUCUUUUGUCAUUGUUCCAAACACUUACAGGAAUGCGACCGCGCUACAAGGUAGACGGUGGAUCUAAUGUUGAGAAUUUAAGCUUGCAAAACAUUCAAGCUCGAAUCAGAAUGGUGCUAGCUUUCAUGUUAGCAUCACUCUUGCCUUGGGUUCACAACAAACCUGGGUUUUAUCUUGUCUUGGGUAGCUCCAAUGUGGAUGAAGGGUUGCGUGGCUACUUGACGAAGUAUGAUUGCAGCUCAGCAGAUAUAAACCCUAUUGGUAGUAUAAGUAAGCAGGACCUUAGGUCAUUCCUGCGAUGGGCAGCCAUCCAUCUUGGUUACUCAUCGUUGGCAGAUAUUGAAGCAGCUCCACCCACAGCUGAACUGGAGCCUAUUCGUUCUAACUACAGUCAGCUUGAUGAAGUUGAUAUGGGAAUGACUUAUGAGGAACUAUCAGUUUAUGGAAGACUACGGAAAAUUUUCCGUUGUGGUCCAGUUUCCAUGUUCCAGAAUCUAUGUUACAGAUGGGGUGCAAGAUUGACUCCAUCACAAGUGGCUGAAAAAGUAAAACAUUUCUUCAAAUAUUAUUCUAUCAAUCGACACAAAAUGACCACUUUGACACCUUCCUAUCAUGCUGAGAGUUAUUCACCAGAGGAUAAUAGGUUUGAUCUUCGCCAGUUUCUUUAUAAUGCAAGAUGGCCAUAUCAAUUUCAGAAAAUCGAUGAACUAGUACAAGAGCUGAAUGUCAAAGAUGUUCAAGAAUCAGGAAACCAUGAGAUAGUGGCAGCUCCAUCAGAUGGUGUUGGUGGGAUGGGAGUUGCUGCAGCAGGUUCAGGCAAUCCAAAUGUUGGAAUCUAAUUGAAGUUAACCUCCCCUUAUAAAACAAAACAAAAUAAAUUAUAUAGAUUUGCAUGAGCAAGAUUGCAAAUCUGGUCUGACAUAUAGAUUCCAUAUUUUUGUAGCACUCUAUGUGAAUAAUGAAAUUCAUUCAACCUUUCAACUCAUGUGUAUGUUAGGGUAAAAACAUUUUUACUAAUGUUUCUACAAUAAAUACACGUUCAUUUUCCAAAUCAUCAAA
This is a messenger RNA of Trifolium pratense (red clover), 2869 nucleotides long. Its product is annotated as glutamine-dependent NAD(+) synthetase-like. Gene Ontology annotation, biological process: NAD+ biosynthetic process. Gene Ontology annotation, cellular component: cytoplasm. The transcript is spliced from 13 exons. Bases 454 to 2649 code for a protein of 731 amino acids. Gene Ontology annotation, molecular function: NAD+ synthase (glutamine-hydrolyzing) activity; ATP binding; glutaminase activity. The record is from RefSeq and is a predicted model, not a curated record. Lineage: Eukaryota; Viridiplantae; Streptophyta; Magnoliopsida; Fabales; Fabaceae.